AUGAGUACUUCAAUUAAUAAUGUAUUGUUGGGGAAUUAUAUUCCUCCAACCAAUAAUAGAAAUAAUACAGUAUUGAAUUUUAUGGAUAAUAUUGAUAGAAUAUUAAAUUUAAUGAAAUCUCAAUUUCCACAACUCCAAUAUUCAGGACUCUAUUCAUUAAAUGAAAUCAUUUUAUCAAAGUUUAAAUAUAUGGUUACCGUAUUUGCAAACUAUAGAUCAAUGAUUCCACUUAUUAACUUAUUAAAAUCUAAAGAAAAGAAAACAAAUGAAACUAUAAUGUCAAUACUUUGGAAUUUUUCUGCUGAAGAAAAUUUAAAAACUAAAAUGUUUGAUGAAGGAGUAUUAGAUACCUUAUUGGAAGUAUUGGAUACUGGAAAUUAUAGAGAACAAUUAUUAUCAUCAUCGGCCAUUAUUCAAAAUCUAUCAGAAUAUAAAUUUGAAAGUGGAAGAGUCAAUCCAAACCAAUUAAAAAUCGUUCGAAACACCAAAGUACUAAAACUCAUCAUCGAGCGAUCCAAAAACAGAGACAACAAGAUCAAGUUUUUGUCAUGUCUCACUUUGUGUAAUCUAAGCAUGCACGAAGAGAAUAGAGCCAUCCUACGAAACCAUGGUUGCUUUGAAAGUAUUGGUCAAUUUGUACAAGACAAUAUUGGAGUGGUUGAAUUCCCAGCAAACUUUAAUUGGGUCACUCUUCAACCUCAUAUUCCAUUAUUAGAUUCUAAAGAUUUAGAAGUACAAAUGUUUGUAUUAUAUUGUGUAAAUAGUUUUGUUUGUUCUGAUAAAUAUAAAAAAGAAAUGUUAUGGAGAACUCUUGGAGAGAAUAAUAGUGGUAUUUCAUUACUUAGAUUAUCAAAAUCAGAUAAUGAAAUGGUCAAGGAAUAUGCCACUAGAAUUUGUUCCAAGCUGGGAAUGGGAGAGUGCUCUGUCAUUGUCGAAGAUGAAGAUGCAACCAUGAAACGACAACUCCAAGUAUUAUUUAAUAACAAAACUUUAUUCCCAGAUUUUAUAUUAAAAUUAAAAGAUCAAGAAGAAAUAUACUUGCAUCAAUCUAUUUGUUUAUCAAGAUGUCCAAAAUUAAAGGAAUGGUUGGCCAAUGAAGACUCCAAGAUUGAAACGAUGGUAAUGGAGGAUAAUUUCGGGUCGAUACGCGAGAUUGACGCAUUGGUCAUCCACAACCAACAAGACUUUAAGGUCAUCGGCAAUCUCUACAACUAUCCACCAUCACCAUACUUUAAUUCCAAGAUGCUAGUAUCUCCUCCACACCCAGCCGACAAUAGUUCACCUUCUAUGGCAUCCCUCACCAUAUCUUCACCCAUUUCAUGUGAUCCUCAGUCUACUACUACUAGCACUAGCACUAUGUCUGCCACUACAACAAGUGACAAUCUACCAUCAUCCAAUUCAACUACACCAACAUCAUCUCCAUCAUCGUCUACACCCAAUAGUCCAACAAGCAACGUAAAGAAACCAGGAUCAGCUUUUGAAGAAAAAGAAAAGGUUCCUAAAAAGAGAGUAAAAACUGAAGGUGAUAGAGAUGUUUCUACAUCACCUAGUGGUAAAUCAAGAGAAAGAUCAUCUUCAUCAUCUUCUUCUUCUUCACCAAGAGGUGGAGGUGGUGGAAGAGACAGAGACAGAGACAGAGACCGUGAAAGAGAAAGGGAUAGAGACAGAGAUAGAGAUAGAGAAAGAGAAAGAGAUCGAGAAAGAAAGCCAGCACCGCGUUUAAUUAAUUCAAGUCAUGAUGAAUUCAUUUGGGGUUUAUCUUUGAAAAAGAAAGAUGUAAAUGGUGAUUCUCCAACGACGACAACAACCAAUGGUAAAGAUAAUAAUAAUAAUAAUAAUAAUAAUGCAAGUUCAAGUAAAGAUUCUGGAAAGAGUUUUACUUCAUCGUCAAGACCAAGUUCGUCGUCAUCUUCAUCUUCAUCUUCAUCAUCAAGACCAUCUUCAUCAUCGUCCUCAUCCUCUUCUUCAAGACCAUCCUCAUCAUCGUCUUCAUCAUCUUCAUCUUCUUCUUCAAGACCAUCUUCAUCCUCAUCAUCAUCUAGUAAUUCAUCUGUAAAAAAACCUCCACCAUCAUCUUCAUCAUCUUCAUCAUCCUCAUCAUCUCACAAGAAUAGUUCAAAUGACUAUAAAUCAUCCUCAUCCAAAUCAUCUACACCAUCCAAGUCAACAUCUACGACAACAUCAAAACCAACACCAUCACCUUCACAAUCAACAAUUAAGAAACUAACACCAAAACCAUUGCCAUCUUUAUCAAGACCGCCGACCAUAGCAUCAUUACCUUCAAGACCUUUACCAUCUUUAUCAUCGUAUUCGUCAUCUUCAUCAUCUAGCUCACUAUCAGCAUCAAAAAAAGCAUCAAAUGAUUUAUUACCACCAUUAUAUAAGGAAUUACCUCCUGCACCACGACCAGUAAUCGUAAAGGUUGCACCAAAUUCAUCAUUAUCUGGUUCAGUUUGGGGAACAAAAGGAAUAGAUCCAAAAUCAACUCAAGUUGGUAGUGGCAGUAGCGGUAGACCAUCUACAUCAACAUCAUCAAAUUCAAGAGGUAGUAGCAGUGACAAAGGUAAAAGAUUGUCACCAAGCGUAUCAGGAAAAGAACCAAGAUAUGGGACACAUGGAAGACCACCUCCACCUCAUACACCACCAAGAAAAUCAGGAUCCUAUCAAAGACCUAGUAAAUACUCGGAUGACGAGUAUAGCGACGACGACGAUAGUCGCUCUGAUAGCGACGACGAUGAUAGAGACGAUGAGUCAGAUUCAAUGGAUGACUUUAUCGAUAACGAAGACUAUGAUGCUACUGACCCAAUCAUGAGACAAUUCCUCAAGGGUAUGUCGGCGAGAAAGAGAUCGUAUCGAGAAGACCGAUUCUUUGAUGACAAAUCAAUGAUUGCCUCUGCCGAAGACAUUGAAGCAGAGGAACGUAGAUCAAGUUAUCACGCAGCACAAGAAGAUAGAUUGGAAAGAGAAAGAGAAGAAAGUCUUCGAAAAGAAAAAGAAGAAAGAAAAAGAAAAUAUAAUAAUUCAAGAUAA
Molecule: messenger RNA, 3030 nt
Organism: Cavenderia fasciculata
Lineage: Eukaryota; Evosea; Eumycetozoa; Acytosteliales; Cavenderiaceae
Exons: 8
Coding region: 1-3030 (1009 amino acids)
Source: RefSeq, a predicted model, not a curated record